This is a messenger RNA of Hypanus sabinus (Atlantic stingray), 3606 nucleotides long. RefSeq names its product FKBP prolyl isomerase 14 (gene fkbp14). Gene Ontology annotation, molecular function: peptidyl-prolyl cis-trans isomerase activity; calcium ion binding. NCBI's taxonomy places the organism in Eukaryota, Metazoa, Chordata, Chondrichthyes, Myliobatiformes, Dasyatidae. The record is from RefSeq and is a predicted model, not a curated record. The coding region runs from base 100 to 753 and encodes 217 amino acids. The transcript is spliced from 4 exons.
GUGGGGAAAAAAAGUUGAGUGCCACGUCUGCGCGUAUGGGCCGUCAGAUCCAAACGCAAGGGGCAGGCAACAAAAGGAGAAACAUCUGAAAAGGGCGCGAUGUGUGUUGUGCUGGUUAAUUGUAUACGUGUUCUUCAAGCGCUGGUUUUCUCGGUUUUGCUGGAUUACGCCAGCAAUGCUCUGAUACCAGAGGCUGAGGUGAAAAUCGAGGUCCUGCAGAAGCCUUUCCUCUGUCACCGGAAGACCAAGCUAGGUGACUUGUUACUGCUACAUUAUGACGGAUAUUUUGAAAAUGGGACAGUGUUUCACUCCAGUCACCGUGACAACAAUGGCCAGCCAGUGUGGUUCACACUUGGGAUUAAAGAAUCGCUUAAAGGUUGGGAUAAAGGAUUGCGUGAUAUGUGUUCUGGAGAGAAGCGGAAGCUGACCAUCCCGCCAGCCCUGGCCUAUGGAAAAGAAGGAAGAGGGAAAAUUCCACCUGAAACGACAUUGGUAUUUGAAAUUGAACUUAUUGAAAUCAGAAAUGGCCUGCGGUCCCAUGAUGCAUUCCAGGAGAUGGACCUUGAUGAUGAUUGGAAAUUAUCUAAGCAUGAGGUAAAAGAGUAUCUGCGCCGUGAAUUUAUAAAACACGGAACUGAGCAAAAUGACACAGAGCCGGAUAUAAUGGUGGAAAACAUCUUUAAACAUGAAGAUGAAGACCAAGAUGGAUACAUCUCUGCCAGAGAAUUCACGUAUAAACAUGAUGAGCUGUAAACAUGAUCAGCAUUUUUGUAAUGUACUUUGACGAUGCUAAAAAGAAUAUAAUCACUCCAUGACAAAGUAACCAAGAGUACACUCGGUGGCCACUUUAUUAGGUACACCUGCUCCUUAAUGUAAAUAUCUAAUCAGCCAAUCAUGUGGCAGCAACUUAAUGCCUAAAAGCAUGCAGACAUGGUCAAGAGGUUUAUUUGUUGUUCAGACCAAACAUCAGAGUGGGGAAGAAAUGUGUUGUAAGUGACUUUGACCAUGGAUUGAUUGCUGGUGCCAGACACGGUGGUUUAACUAUCUUAGGAAGUGCUGAUUGUUGGGAUUUUCACACAUACCAGUCUCCAGAGUUUACAGAGAAUGGAGUGAAAACAAAAAAAAAUCCAGUGAGCAGCACUUCUGUGGGCAAAAUCGCCUUGUUAAUGAAAGAGAAUGGCCAGAUGGGUUCAGGCUGACAGGAAGGCAACAGUAACUUAAAUAACCAUGCGUUACAACAAUGGUGUGCAGAAGAGCAUCUCUGAUUGCCCAGCACAUUGGUCCUUGAAGUGAAUUGUCUACAGUAGCAGAAGACCGCAAUGGCAUUCAUUACUGUACCUAAUAAAGUGGCCACUAAGUGCAUAAAGAUGGUUUUAAAUGUUUACAAUUAAAAUAUUGUGCUGAAUUAUUAGAUGAAAUUUCUGUUCAUUAAGGAAAUGUUUCACCUUGUGGUGUUGACAUGAAAUAAAUUAAUCCUGUCUGCAUUUUACCAAUGAACAUUUUGACACAUCUAAAAAUACUCAGUGUAUAUUUAUCAGCAAAGAGAGCUAUAUGACAAGAGUACAUAACCUUUGUAAUUUUUUCCACUAUCUGCUUUUACCUGUUUAUUAAUCCUUCCAACCUCGCUGUCCAUCACAUUUGGUUCAACUUUGUACACUUCAGCUAAGAAUGUGACUUUUUAAGAUAGCAGAAGAACACACAUAAAAUGCUGGAAGCACUCAGUGGGUCAGGCAGUAUCCAUGGAAAUAAGUAAACAUCUUACCUCUUCUAUUUUCCUCACCUGCCUAUCAUCUCCCCCAGUGCUCCUCCUCUUUCCCUUUCUCCAAUGGUCACCCCCUAUCAGAUUCUUUCUUCUGCUCUUUAAUUUUUCCACCUGUCACCUCCCAGUUUCUUACUUCACCCCCUCCCCCACCCUUAUCACCUUCUAGCUUGUUCUCCUUCCCUUCCCCCACCUUAUUCUGGCUUCUUCCCCCUUCCUUUCCAGUCCUGAUGAAAUGUCUUUGCCCAAAACAUCGACUGCUUAUUCCUUUCCAUUUAUGUUGCCUGAUCUGCUGAGUUCCUCCAGUAUUUUGUAUGUGUUGCUCUGGAUUUCCAGCAUCUGUAGAAUCUCUUGUGUCCAUGGCAGAAUUCUUUGAUAAUUUAUUCCACCUCAAUUCUACUCAGAGUACUCCUGCAGUUUGUGAAUUAUUGCAUCCAAUUUUUAUUCAAGUACUAUAGUCUUUGCCUCUGCUGUCCUCAAAGUCUAUUCCAUAUGUUGUUCUCUUCACCAAAAAUCGUUACAUGUGCAUUGAUCAAUUUAAAACAGUUCCCAAGUUGUAAACUGAUCUUCAUAUUAAUUAUAAUCCAGAUCCAAAUCCCUUGUCAAGUCAAGUCAACUUCCCAUACUUUGUCCCAUACUUCCAAUUUAAAGUCAGUUUUUUCAAUUUGUUUCUGAUUCCCUACUUUCCUGCCCAGCAAAUCUCUCACUUUUAAUAACAACUGAAACCUCUGACAACUGUUUUGUGACCAUUCUAUGUACUUAAACGUCAGUCUCUCAGCAAUCAGAUUUUGCACACUGAUUGAGAUGUGAUGAAUUUUAUUGUCAUAUCUCUGUACAUUUUUCUUUGUUAAUUCUUAGAUUUAACAUUACAUAGAUUAGAUAUGUUACACGUCAAUCUUAUAAGCUUCAUGCUUAUUUACUUUAAAUGUAAAGACAUAAACGGAUUAGCUUUAUUUGCUACAUGUACAUCAAACCACGCGUUGAAAUGUGCCAUUUUGUGUCAGUCUGAAGGUGUGCUGGGUACAGCCCAAAAGUGCCAACAUAGCAUACCCACAACUCACUAAACCUAACCCAUACAUCUAUGGAGGGUGUGAGGGAACUGGAGCACCCUCGUGUUCUCAGGGAGAAAGUACAAACUCCUUACGGGACAGCAGCGGGAAUCGAACUCCCAAUCAGUGAUCGCUGGUGCUGCAAGGCGAUUGCACUAACCGCUAUGCUACCCUGCCUUUGAGUUUCCAGUGGGAACAAGGUUUGGUAAUUCUGUUAAAAAGUGAAAAAUUUCUCUUUUACAGAUUUCUAUAUUUGCUUUAAUUCUGAGGAUGAGUUAGGUGAGCAUUGUGUGCAGAAUUCUGCUCAGUAGAAGUGUCAAUCUCAUGUUUGCUUUUUUUAAAAAAAGAAAAUUAUUGUUUACUUCCUAAUAGCUUUUAAUAGUAUUUGUUAGCCAGCAAUAUUUUUAAUUGUAUUUGUAAAUUCAAGCUCUAUAGUGUACAGUUCUGCAAUAAACUCAUGGAUUAAGGAACACUAUCUGCAUUCUGCAGGCUACAUUGGGUUAUACCAUAAUUGGGUAAACUUGUUUACAUUGAAGGCAACUACAGCCUCUUCUACUAAACUAUUCUAUAAUGUGUAGUUUCUUCAGAAGUAACUAUCGUAUUAUAGUAAAACUUCCUGCUAUGGCAUACUUCACUGAAAUCUGCUUUAAUUUAUUAAAUGUCAUCACUGAGAUGGGAAUUUGAAAGCAGUACUUGCUUGGUCAAUUAAUUGUCUGAAUGAGAGUACAGAGCCACCUUAAUCACAUGAUCUGCAGUAAUACAUACAAAAUGCUGGAGGAACACUGCAGGUGAGGUAGC